Molecule: messenger RNA, 2469 nt
Organism: Paramecium pentaurelia
Lineage: Eukaryota; Ciliophora; Oligohymenophorea; Peniculida; Parameciidae
Source: the annotation of a GenBank genome assembly
AUGAGUGAUUUGAAAUCAGAGUGCUAAGAAAUCAAUAAUUGGUUUAUAAAAAAUACAUUCUAAUAUGAAAUUCCUCAUUGCUUUACUGCAUCUUAUAAGAAUGACAAAGCAUAUUUAUCUAUACUUUCUACUAAUAUUGGUUUGGUGACUUCAAGACCAAUCCUUUAGAAUUAUAGACCUAUUAAAAUAUAUCAUAUAGAUGGUCCAUAACAAGAAUAUACAGAAAUCUUUUUAAAAAAUGUAAAUUAAGAAAUAUUAUUCGAUUAUAUUUCAAUAAGUAGGGUUUUUGAUUAUAAUGUAAGAUUAUAAAUGAGUUGGUAUAUGCUGUCUCCUAAAAAUAUCAAGGCUCAUACAAUAAAUUUUCAUAAUUUCUUAAAUGGUGGAUAUAGAAAUUAUUUAAUUGUACCUUUAAUAAAUGACUAAAUUGAUUAUGAAUUUAUGUAGGAAUUUAUAAAAUAAAGAGAAGGAUUAGUUAAUGGAGAGUGUUUAAAAGAUAUGAACUUAGAAGAUUAAGCAAUAUCCGAUUAUUUAUAUUAUAUCCCUAAAACAUAGUAAGUGAAUUGCAUCUAUGCAAUAAUAUCAUAACCUUGGAAAUAAACUGUGGAUGAGUAUUUUAAUCUUAUCAUCUAAAAUUCUAAAUUUACUUUAGAAUAACUUAAGGAAUAUUACUGUAUUGAUGAAUCCAUCCUGAAUAAAACAAUAGGGUAUUUUUUUUAUGAACAUUAAUUCAAAGCUAAAACAGAAAAUAUUAAUCCUAUUUUAUAAUUGAGAUCUUAUUAAAACUAAUACAAUUAAAGAGAUUCAGCUUUGGCUAUUUUUAAAUAGGUAACAACUAUAUAAAGAGUAUAAUAUUAUACUGAGGAUUAAGUAAAUAGUCUUGAAAAUAAGACAUAAAAUUUAAAAAUACAUUCUUGUAAACCAAAAUUAGAACUAAAUACUUUAUCAACUCAUAUAAUGCCUACAUCAAAUUUAUAUAGAUAUCCAUUUACUGUUAAUCAAUAUGAUAACUUUUUAAUGCUUCCAACCUUUUUAUUAGAACUUGAGUAAUAAUUUAUCAUAAGUGAAUUUGCUAAUUCUAUUGGAAUAGAACCGAAUUUAAGAGUAUAAAGAGCCAUAAGUAGAGCUUCUUAUAAUAGAGAUAUUAAUUAUGAAUUAUUGGAGACUUUAGGAGACUCAAUAUUAAAAUUUUUAGCUACUCUUUCAGUCAGCUUAGGUCCUUAGAAUACAAAUGAAAACAUAUUAUCAGAUUAAAGAUCAUAAAUAGUGAAUAAUAAUUUUAUUGGAAAACACCUAUUUAAAUAUUAAUAUUUUGGAUUAUUUUAUUAUGUUAGAUCACUUGGUCAUUAAACUAAAUGGUUUAGUCCAGUACUUUAAAAUAUUCAUUCAAAUCAUAUUUAGCCUGAACCUAUAAAAUAAGUAUCAGCAACUAUGCUCGUAACUUUUUUAGCAGAUAUCUUUGAAUCACUUAUAGCAUCUGUCUUUUUAGAUAAAGAUUCCUUAUAUGAUGUUUAUAAAUUCCUGUUACAUUUAAGACAUCCUGUUUCUUAUUAUCCACCAACAGAGAAAUAUUAUCCUCAUAAACCAAUUGUUCAGUAAUAUCAAUUUCCAAUAAUGCAUAAUUAUAUGAGUUUUAAAGAUUUAAUAAAUCCAGUCAGAUAAUUAUCAGAAGUUGAAAAAUAACAAUUCUAAAAGAAUUAAAUAGAAUAUCUAAAUUAUUUAUAAAGAGAAGUUAUUGAAUACUAAUUUCAAAAUAGAUAUAUUUUAUAUGAAUCAUUUAGAGUACAAGGUUCAAAUAUGGAUCUAGAUUUACCAUUAGAAUUAUAUUAUAAAUUUCUGUUAAAUUCAAACACACCUUCUACAAGAGGACAUUAAAUGUUGGAACUCAUAGGUGAUGCAGUAUUGGAAUGUUACAUUAUGUGUAAUUGUUUUAAUUAGAUAAUCUUUAAAUUUACUCCAACAAAUUUAUAUAAAAUAAAGAUGGUUUUAUUAUCAAAUUCAUUUUUAUCAAAAAUAGCUAUUUGUUACAAUAUUAUGCAUAAUUUUUAAGAUCCUGCCAUAUUAUAAUUUAUAGAAACUGUUAAAUUAGAUGAGAAAUUUACAUAUUAUAAUGGUAAUUUUGUGAGAGUUCCAAAAGUACUAUCAGAUACAUUUGAAGCCCUUGUAGGAGCCAUAUUUAUGGAUGGAGGAUGGUAACCAGUUUGUAAAUUUUUAAAAAAGGUUUACUUGAAAUUUAUUCCUUUUGUAUGCACUUAUUUAAAUGAUAUUGAUGAUCAUGUUAUUGAUAGAGUACAUUAAUAUUCUGCUAGCAAAUAAGGUCAUAUGGAUAUUAAAUCUUUUAAACAAGAGAAUGGAUAAUUUUGUUAUGAAAUCAGAAUUGAUGGUUAAAUUGUGGGUAGAUUUACUCAUGAACAUGAAAGAGUUGCAAAAGAAAAAGCUUGCGAAUCAGCAUGUAAAAAGUUGAAAAUUUGA